UUCAGCCUCGCAGCAAACCACAUGGUGAUGGGUUUCUGCUAAUCCAAGCUGAAGACGAGACGCGUUUUUGGCUUGCUUUUGGCCUUGCCUGUAGCAGGUGUGACCAUGAGGACACAGGAUAGUGGCCCCUCAUUUGCUGGACUCCCUGAGCCAAAGAAACGACCUUGAUCACAACCCUAAUGUUAACUGCGGUCUACAAAUUCAUAGCAGCUCCUUCCUGAAAGAGCGUAUUAUUCCAGAGAGUGCUUGUGCACAAAGAGGACAGAGAUAGACAAGCAGGGCUGGAGACAUCUGCAUAAAAAGAUCAUCUGCAUAAAAAGAUCAGAAAGGAAGCAAAAACAUGAUGGAAAAGAGCCAUAGGGGCAAAGUGUUAGCAGUAUAUUUUAGGAGAACAGCUAAGCCUCCUGGGGGGCUGUAGCUGUGGGUCCUGUUUGCUCAUCUACCCUCCACCCAUCCUGAGGCCCUUGCUCAACUUCAUUAAUAAAGUUUGGACAACUGAACAUUGGUCCCGUUAUCCAAGACCCCAUACUUAACUGAGACAACAUUUAUCUUUUUUGUGGGCCUGUAUAUUCUUCUCUUUGAGUCCUUUCUCUGCUUGCUGUGCUUCCUCUCCAAGGGGCCCUGUGAAAAGCACAGAUGCUCCUGCCAGGCCAGCUGACAUCUGUGCAGGAAGGAUGCACGUGCAGAAGAUGGAGGGCUCAGAGAGCUCCCAUAUGGAAAGUAAAUCUGGGCUCACUGAAGCCAGAAGAGUAGUUAUUUUCCCCUCUCCAGUUUUAGCCUGGUGAAGCUAAGCACAGUAUGUAUUCCUUCAGGCACUGAAAGAAAAAAACCCAUGAAAAUGUGUCAAAGAAAAGGAAGAGAAGCAAAGAGAAGAGGUUUAGUCCCAUGAGGAAGGCGUGUAUAUCUGAGGCUUGAAUCUGGCACUUCUACACAGGAACGACAAAAAGCUCCUAAUGAGUAUAGGCUCCUCACUCUCCACCAUGCCAGCUACUGGGUCACAGAGACCUACACAAGGUUGAGCUUUUCUCCUUUCAGGGGAAAUGACAUUUUCAAUCAGCCACCUCUCGCCUAGGAAACAUCAGGAGCUCAGGAGAAGCUUGAAGAACAAGGACAACACCAGCAGUUGUUACAGGGUGACCUUUAAGUACGAUGGCUCCACAAUCGUCCCCGGAGACCAAGGCGUAGACUACGAAACCUUUACGAGGAAGUGCACAGAUGAUGUUCGAUUGUUUGGUUUUGUCCGAUUUACCACCGGCGAUGCCAUGAGCAAGCGAGUCAAGUUUGCCCUCAUCACUUGGAUUGGAGAGAGUGUCAGUGGCCUGCAGAGAGCCAAAACUGGGACUGACAAGACGCUGGUCAAAGAAGUAGUACAGAACUUUGCCAAAGAAUUUGUGAUCAGUGACCACAAAGAGCUGGAUGAGGAUUACAUCAAGAACGAGCUGAAGAAAGCAGGGGGGGCUAACUAUGACGCACAGACUGAGUAAACGCACUAACCUCCUGGCACCACCACCUGGAUCUCAAAGGGAGGGGAAAGGCACAACAAACUAACACAACUGAGAGAUGAGGCAACUGCAAGGCACCCACCUUUGCGUGCGUGCACCCAAGAGCUCCCUUUCUUUGCAUACGGCAGACUUUUAUUUUCCGUUCCAUCUAACGAAACCUCCCUCUCUGGGGUUCUGUUUCUUCCCCCCCAUUUUUUACUCAUAACUCUGUCCACGCUCUCGCAUCUGUGGAAUUUAGGUUCGGCUCUGCUUUGGUCUGUAUUCAGCAUUGUGUUUGUAGAGGCUUGCCACUGUGUCCUUCUUCGUAUGUGUGUAUGUUUUAGUUGGGCUCAACCUGGCCUUUGAGGGGAUGAAGAUUCUGGGAGAGUUGUGUAUCAUCUGGAGUAUUUUUAAUGUUUUUAAUUUGUUCUCAUUGAUAUUCUCGGGAAUAAUACUUUUGAUCUUCUGGGCUCAGAUCAACAUGAGUUGACUUCACCGAAACUUUGAUUAAAUUGCCUAAGCUUAAUGUCCAGCUGAGAUAAUGUUACUUAACAGCUUCAAAACAAAGCAAACAAAAAACUCUGAAUAAAUGGGAAUAAAUUUGCCUUAAAAAUUG
Struthio camelus australis is the source of this 2097-nucleotide messenger RNA. The record is from RefSeq and is a predicted model, not a curated record. NCBI's taxonomy places the organism in Eukaryota, Metazoa, Chordata, Aves, Struthioniformes, Struthionidae.